AGAUAAGAACGGCCAAGCUGCUCUUUCGGUCAUCAAAAGCAUGCGCUGUUUAAUGUACGAGUAUGAGAUUGAACUCACAACUGAGGGCUUUUGUACCAGGAAUCCCAAUUUCAACAUUUCUUCUUCAAAAGAAAGCCAGAUGUAAAACCUAGCGCUAAAGAACAAUGCAGGGAUUUCAAUAUUUAUUGUUUCACAUUUGCCUAAGCUUGGUUUGGCUUUCUGAGGGAAAAUCAAUAAUUCAAGUCACUCAGCAAGAAGACGAGAGCCUGGAGGAUGACCUAGAGGAGCAAGACAUCUUGGAAGACUUUUCUGAGCCUAUGAAAGAAGAUUUUCUAAAGAUGCUUAACUUGUCUGUGGUUCCAAAUGAACAGAGGAACGUUCAGCCUCCUCCGUUUAUGAUGGAGCUUUACAACAAAUAUGCUUCAGAUAUGUCCUCUGUCCCACGUUCUGAUGUUAUUCGGAGCUUUGUCUUACAGGAGGUGACCCAUUCAGUGGUCAGGGAGAAUAAAUCUUCACACAGGCUACUAUUCAACGUUUCAAUCCCUAGCUCUGAAGAAGUCACAGUAGUCCAGCUCCGACUCUUCGUGCUGUGGCAUAGAAGUCAAUCAACCUGCGAUGAUACUUCCAUUACCAUUUUUAAUGUAGUACGCAUGAAAAACCAAGAAAUAUUACACCUUCUGGACAGGAAGGACAUCAGUGACACAGCGCACACAUGGAAAGCUUUUGAUGUAACAAGUGCACUCCAGAGUUGGCUUCAGUCAAAGUGUGGAGCAGGUGAAUUAGUGGUUGAGGUGCAAAGUCAGGGCUGUAAGUCAUACCAAGGUGGAGGCUACAAGAUCAGCCUGAAUUUGGAGGACAGCACCUCACCUGUUUUAAUUGUCUUUUCAAAUGACCUUGAGAACAGGAUGAGAAAAGCCAAAACUGAGGUACAAGAGAUGAUGGCUCAUGAAGAUGAAAAGUUUUUAUUGCGCGUCAGUCCCUUUGACAACUAUACCAGUGAGGAUCAGCAUCGUAGAAGGAAGCGAAACGCACGUAAGAACUACUGUCGGAGAACGUCGCUGAAAGUGAAUUUCAAGGAUAUUGGAUGGGACAAGUGGAUUGUUGCACCACCUGAGUAUGAUGCCUAUGAAUGUAAAGGCGUGUGCAAUUUUCCUCUGACGGAUGAUGUAACCCCCUCUAAACAUGCUAUCAUUCAAACAUUGGUGAAUCUGAGAAACCCAAAAAAAGCCAAUAAGGCAUGUUGUGUUCCAACAAAACUGGACCCUUUAACUGUCAUGUACCAAGAGAAUGGCAUUAUCACUGUCAGACACCUGUAUGAGGAGAUGAAAGUGGCAAAAUGCGGAUGUAGGUAGUGAGGAGAAUAAGCUGCUUUAUACCUUCAAAAUAUAUAUAUAUUUUCUGCAUGUAAAAAAUGUUAAACAAAAAUCUAUUUAAAUUAAAUAGAUAUUAAAUAAAUAGUAUUAAUUAAAUAGCAUUAAUUAAUACUAUUUAAUUAAUAAUAUUUAUUUAAUAAUUAAUAUUAUUAAUUAAAUUGUAUUAAUUAAUGCUAUUUAGUUAAUAAUAUUUAUUUAAUAAAUAAAUAAAUAUUAUUAAUUAAAUAGUAUUAAUUAGUUAAUUAAUUAAUUACUAUGUGUUCAUUUAUGUAUAGAAACUGCUUUAUUCUGGUAAUAAAAUUAAACAUAUAUUAUAUAUAUAUUAUAUAAUAAUAACAAAUAUUAAUAAAAAUAAGUACUUAAUGAACAGCAUCAUAUUUAUGUAUUUAACCUUGGCCUCAAAUGCCAUUCUAUUGUUUUUUUAGUGAAUUUUUUGUAGUACAAUUACAUUUCAGAAUGAUUUUCAUAUAUCAUUUAUCAUUUAUCUCAGUGAGCUCUUUGUGCUGGUUAGGGUCACUCUGGAUUCUGGGAUACACCCUGGAAAUGAAAGGCCAGUCCACCAUGCACACAUAUUCACACACUCAUUCAUACCUAGCAGCAAUUUAGAGUAGACAUUCCACGUUCUGGGGUGUUUUUUGGGAGGUCAGAGGAAACCCGGUGACUCUGGAGGACGUAAUCCGGAUUUAGGAUUUAACCAGCAACCCAGUCUGAAUGAAACAACACCCAGUGUGCAGCCACUAUUUUCCUUUAAUUUCAAGUAUCCACUACUUUUCUUUUUUAAGAUCGCUGAAUAUUCACUUUAUUAAUGCAAAGCCUGCUAAAAUGAUGUUCAUUUAAAGCAUGCAUAAAAACAUAUUAGAUAUUAUUUAUACAUAGUGUCACGUUUUCUGUUCCAGGGCAAGGCAACCAUGUGACAGCUUCCUGAUCGAGUUCUUGUAGCUUAACAUGUUGCAUAACUGCAUAAAAUGAUAUGAUAGGACAAGUGCUUGUAUUUAUUUAACUUCCCACCCAGUUUUCAGCUAAAAGAGCUUGUGUCUAGAAUGUGUGCUCUUUGGAAACUAUUUAGGCGGUACACCUAACACUUGUAUAUAUAUGUAGAUACUGGCCUCUACUGAUCAAUUUCAAAAACUAAGUGGUUGUGUGUACCGUCCUCAAUUAAUUCUGCCUCUGACUUGCAUUGCAUGUGUCUCAUAUGCUGAUUGAUUCUGAUAUAUUUUCAAAUAUGUCUUAAUAAUAAAAUAUUUAAUCAAAAAUCUGUGCUUAUUAAGUUUUUUCACACACUUGAACACAAAGCUCUUUAUUCAAUUUAACACAUGCCUUAUUUUAGGGGCCAUGUAAUGUGCAUGUCGAAGUGAUUUGGGGGUGUUUGGUGAUGUUAAGCAUCACAUUAACUGUCUUUAGUUAUUGUGAUUUUAAUAUAAAUAUAGUACUGUAAUUAAAUUUGUUUUUGUUUUUGUGUAUAUGGAAAAUUAAAAA
Messenger RNA from Tachysurus fulvidraco (yellow catfish), 2849 nucleotides. It is a transcript of the gene gdf2, whose product is annotated as growth differentiation factor 2. Gene Ontology annotation, molecular function: growth factor activity; cytokine activity. The transcript is spliced from 2 exons. Gene Ontology annotation, cellular component: extracellular region. Bases 165 to 1352 code for a protein of 395 amino acids. Gene Ontology annotation, biological process: SMAD protein signal transduction; BMP signaling pathway. NCBI's taxonomy places the organism in Eukaryota, Metazoa, Chordata, Actinopteri, Siluriformes, Bagridae. The record is from RefSeq and is a predicted model, not a curated record.